GUCUUCCGGACGCGGGUCUCGGCGGUGGGUGAUUCCUUCCCCAAGGCCUGGGGCGGCUGGCAGGAAAAAUGGAGACUGCUGACCAGAAGGUCAGGGAGGACUCUCCUCAGGCACAGGGGGCCACCCAGAGCGGCCCCCAGCAGGUGCCCCGGGAGGAACCAGGGCAGCGUCUGCAUCACGAGGAGACCAUUGACCUCAGCGGAGAUGAGUUUGGAUCUGAGAACGAGACCCUAUCCGAAGGUUCUAACAACUUUGUAGACAAGCUUAAUGAGCAGAUGAUGGAGAGCGUCCUCAUUUCUGACUCUCCGAAUAACAGCGAAGGUGACGCGGGUGACCUCAGCUGCUUGCAGGAUGUGGUGGCACCCGUAGGAGGCAGCACGGAUCACAGACUGGCCAGCAUGGCAGAUAAAGAAGACAUGGACCUUCUGAGCAGCCACAGUGACGCUGAUGGCGGCCACACACCUCAGGACAUGUCCGACACGACCCCUGAUAGCCGGGCAUCUUCCAAAGAAGAUCCCACACAGGAAGAAGUGAAAGACAUUCCCACGUUGGGGAAUGCUAGUGCAGGGGAUUUGGUGCCCAGGGACGAGAACACUCAGCCCGAAGAGCAGGCUUCAGAAAUGUCCUCUAGUCAGUCCUCCUCCAAAGAUGAUCCUGUGCCUGUGUGUACCAUUUUCAGCCAGGGAAGUUCAACUCCUUCCCAGCCACACCUGUUUCUGCAAGAUGGCUUCGAGUCCCAAAUGGUGAAAUCACCAAGCUUCAGCAGCGCAAGCGAGACAUCGGCCAAGACGCCUCCACAGACGGUCCAGCCCAGCCCCAGCCUGAGUCAGUUCUUUGGUGACACCAUGAACACCAACUCCCUGGCCUCCGACUUCUUUGACUCUUUCACCACUUCCACGUUCAUUUCUGUCAGUAACCCCAACGCCGGCUCUUCGGCUCCAGAAAAGUUGUCUUCACUCUCUGCCCCUGAGGGAGAAAACUCCCCCGACUCUGCCGACCCGUCUUACUCUACAGGGUUGGAAAGAUCCGAGUCAGGUAUUUCUACGUCUUCUCUGGAAAUCCCUGAGUCUCCAAAACCAUUCUCCCAGAUGCAGGCCGUGUUUGCAGGGAACGAUGACCCCUUUGCCACAGCCCUGAGCAUGAGCGAGAUGGACCGAAGGAACGAUGCGUGGCUCCCCUGCCAGGCGACCAGAGACGUCCUGGUCGCUGUAGCCACCCAGCAGUACAACACUGUGUUCAUAGACAAGGAGAACCUCACCAUGCCAGGCCUCAAGUUCGACAACAUUCAGGGAGAUGCAGUUAAAGACCUGAUGCUUCGCUUCCUAGGUGAGAAGGCAGCAGCCAAGAGGCAGGUCCUAAACGCCAGCUCGGUGGAGCAGUCCUUCGUGGGCCUCAAGCAGCUAAUUAGCUGCAAGAGCUGGAGGGCGGCCGUGGACCUGUGCGGAUGCCUCCUCACCGCCCACGGCCAGGGCUACGGCAAGAGCGGGCUGCCCACCAGCCACACCACAGACUCCCUCCAGCUUUGGUUUGUGAGGCUGGCACUGCUGGUGAAGUUAGGCCUUUUCCAGAAUGCCGAAAUGGAAUUUGAGCCCUUUGGAAAUCUGGACCAGCCAGAUCUUUAUUACGAAUACUACCCGCACGUGUACCCAGGGCGCAGGGGCUCCAUGGUCCCCUUCUCCAUGCGCAUCCUGCACGCCGAGCUGCAGCAGUAUCUGGGCAAUCCACAGGAGGCCCUGGACAGACUCCACAGGGUCAAGACGGUCUGCAGCAAGAUCUUGGCCAACUUGGAGCAAGGCUUAGCUGAAGACGGGGGCCUGAGCAGCGUCCCACAGGAGAGCAGACAAGCGUCCAUCCAGCUGUGGCGGUCCCGCCUGGGCCGCGUGCUGUACUCCAUGGCCAACUGCCUGCUCCUGAUGAAGGACUACGUGCUGGCCGUGGACGCCUACCGGGCGGUCAUCACCUACCACCCCGAGCAGGAGCCGCAGCUGCUGAGCGGCCUGGGGGGGGGCCGCAUCCUCCUCCAGCAGAUUGGAGACAUCAAGACCGCGGAAAAAUACUUCCAGGAGGUGGAGCGAGCGGCCCAGAAGUUGGAGGGCCUGCAGGGUAAAACCAUGGUCUUGAUGAACAGGGCCUUCCUGCACCUGGGCCAGAACAACUUCGCCGAGGCCCACCGCUUCUUCACGGAGGUCCUGAAGGUGGACCCCGCAAACGCGGUGGCCAACAACAACGCGGCCGUGUGCCUGCUGUACCUGGGCAAGCUGAAGGCGUCGCUGCGGCAGCUGGAGGCCAUGGUGCGGCGCGCGCCCCGCCAGUGCCUGCACGAGAGCGUGCUCUUCAACCUCACCACCAUGUACGAGCUCGAGUCCUCGCGCAGCAUGCAGAAGAAGCAGGGCCUGCUCGAGGCCGUGGCCGGCCGGGAGGGCGACAGCUUCAACACGCAGUGCCUCAAGCUGGCCUAGCCGCCCGGAGAGGAGCGGCGCGGCGUCCGCCCGGACCGCGGGACGGGGGCACGAGCCGGGCGGCCGGGCGAGGGGCGAGGCCGAGCCGCCCCGGCCCACAGCGGGUCCCCACCCCCGCCGGCUCCCGGGGCGGGCUGCACCCCGCGAGGCGAGGCCCCUCCUGCGACUGCUCACUGCUCUCCUCUGUCCCCAAAUAAACA
Perognathus longimembris pacificus (Pacific pocket mouse) is the source of this 2659-nucleotide messenger RNA. It is a transcript of the gene Trappc12, whose product is annotated as trafficking protein particle complex subunit 12. Gene Ontology annotation, cellular component: Golgi apparatus; TRAPP complex. NCBI's taxonomy places the organism in Eukaryota, Metazoa, Chordata, Mammalia, Rodentia, Heteromyidae. Gene Ontology annotation, molecular function: protein binding. The record is from RefSeq and is a predicted model, not a curated record.